Sceloporus undulatus (fence lizard) is the source of this 2468-nucleotide messenger RNA. It is a transcript of the gene GPR180, whose product is annotated as G protein-coupled receptor 180. Gene Ontology annotation, biological process: G protein-coupled receptor signaling pathway; response to pheromone. The transcript is spliced from 9 exons. Lineage: Eukaryota; Metazoa; Chordata; Lepidosauria; Squamata; Phrynosomatidae. The coding region runs from base 49 to 1383 and encodes 444 amino acids. The record is from RefSeq and is a predicted model, not a curated record.
GGCUGAGGCUGCUGCAGACGUGGUCGGGAUGGGGACCGGGAGGUGACCAUGAUGGGGAGCCUCCUGCUGCUGCGAUGGCUGGGGCUAGGGCUGGCAUGGUGGGCCGCCCUCUGGCUGCCGCCCGCGAGAGGCAAGACGGUCCGCGGAGGCUUCUCCAGCGCCGCUGCUGCCCGAAGCCAGGCGGUGGCCCAGUUCCAGUUCCACGGUGAUUGUGCUCUUCUGUAUGUCAGAAUCAGCAAUGUAGCAACAGCUGUUGGAAAAGAAGCCAAGCUUCACCUAUUUCAAGCUCAGGAAUGGCAAAAGUUACAAGACAGCACACAGGAUUACAGCUGUAAAGAAAAGCUAUCCAAAGCUCAGCUCAUAAUGAGCAUGAACUGCACUGAACAGAAUUUGACAGUGUCCCAGGUUCCAUAUCCAGACACAUGGUACGUGUUUUAUGUCGACAAGUUUACCUGUGCAGAGAAUUAUGAGAAUUCUGAAUCCGAGGAUGUUCAGUUUGAAAUGGUGUUACUAAAUCCCGAUGCGGAAGGGAAUCCAUUAGAUCACUUUAGUGCAGGGGAAUCAGGCCUACACGAGUUCUUCUUCCUACUUGUCCUGGCAUAUUUUGUUGGUGCUUGCAUAUAUGCUCAGUCAUUGUGGCAGACUAUGAAGAAAGGAGGCCCUAUGCACACAGUGUUAAAAGUACUGUCCACUGUUUUGCUGUUGCAGGCUGCUUCAACUUUUGCAAACUAUCUGCAUUUUUCAAGUUAUUCGAAAAAUGGAGUGGGAGCACCUUUCAUGGGAAGCCUUGCAGAAUUGUGCGACAUAAUCUCUCAGAUGCAGAUGCUGUACCUACUGCUGAGUUUGUGUAUGGGAUGGACAAUAGGAAGAAUGAAGAAAUCUCAGAGUAAACCUCUCCAGUGGGAUUCUACUCCAACGUCCACUGCCAUUGCUGUAAUUGUUGUUGUGGCUCAGAGUAUUCUAUUAAUAUGGGAGCAGUUUGAAGACACUAAUCACCACAGUUACCACUCACACCAAAGUUUAGCAGGUGGACUUCUUAUUGGCUUAAGAAUUUGCCUAGCUCUUUCUCUAGGCUGUGGACUCUACCAGAUCAUUCGAAUUGAGAGAAGUACAUUGAAAAGAGAAUUCUAUAUUACCUUCACAAAGGGCUGUAUCCUCUGGUUUUUGUGUCACCCAGGUCUUGUAACUAUAUCUCUAAUGUUUAGAGAUUAUCAGCGAGAGAAGAUUAUUACCAUCGGUGUCAUCCUCUGCCAGUUGUUCUCCAUGGUUCUUCUAUAUCGACUCUUUGUUUCUCACAGCCUUUAUUGGGAAGUGUCCUCCUUCUCUUCCGUGACAUUGCCCUUAACUGUAGCAUCUGGACAUAAAAGUCGGCAUCACUUCUGAGAUGCAUUUGGGAGAUGCAUCGACAGAGAUGCAAUAAGGACUGAAAAACGGUGACUGUUUUAAGCUGGAAUCCAUUAUAGAUGAGUUUUGUUUUGUUUUUUCUGGAGGAGCUAAAUAAUUAAAAUUCAACACUUAACUUUUCACUGGAUCAUGACACAAACAGGAAUGAAGUGUAUUUUAUCAACAGCAACAACGAAAUACAUGGUGGUUCCUGCUGUUCUGGAUGGAGACCAAGAACACUCUUAUCCAUGAUAUCGCCACUCCAAAACACCAUCAGAGCUUUAACUGAUUGCAUAAAAUAGUCUCACAAUUGGAAUAAUAGAUUGGUUGAAAGUUGCUUUGAAACAAAGUGUUUGUGCAUAAGUUUAAAGGGUCUUAACAAUUGUAAUUGGACCAGGAAGCCAGUGUAAAAUGUUUACAGUGAACUGUAGUUCUGUUGUAUGUAUUUUUAAUAUAUAAAGCACUUUCUUGCCUUGAAGUUUGGAUGUAGUUCAAAUUUUAGUUCCAUCACCAGCUGCUUUUUACAUUCUGUGUUUUAUACAAAUGUUACAAGAGUAUAUGGGUGAUGGACUAAGUACAGAGUUGUUGUUUUUUAAAAAUGCAAUAUUAAGAUUAUAAUAACAGCAGGCUUGUGUCUCCUAGACUGACCGAGGGUGGGGGAGGGAUGGAAUGUGUAAUGCAGCACUAGAAUUUUAAUCCUGAUAUAAUUCAUUACUCUUACACUGAGGAUUCAAUCAUAAUUAAGCCAUAUUCACAGAUUAAAUUAACAGAAGCAUUUCAAAUAAAUGUUAGUUUCAAUCACCAACUACCCAUGAAUUCCUGUCCAAGGAUACUUAAUCAGGAUUAAAUUUUCUCUGAAUAAUUGAAAAACAAAAUACUCACUGGAUUUGUUAUAAUCCAUGUUGGCACUGGGUUCUAAGUAGUUGCCAUCUUCCACCCGUUGUAGUAGAACCACACUUUUAAAUGAUGCCUAGCUUUCAGACUGCCAUUGUAAAUGCGUACUUUUAUUGAAGUGCCUGUUUAUUGCUCAAGAUUGCAAUCAGGGAUACGUUUUGCAAUAUGAAUAAAUAUUCCUGUUUUAGUAA